Messenger RNA from Haliotis rufescens (red abalone), 955 nucleotides. RefSeq lists its product as uncharacterized. NCBI's taxonomy places the organism in Eukaryota, Metazoa, Mollusca, Gastropoda, Lepetellida, Haliotidae. The record is from RefSeq and is a predicted model, not a curated record. The coding region runs from base 1 to 693 and encodes 230 amino acids. The transcript has 4 exons.
AUGUCCAAACUGGUGCUCGCCUUCACGUUGUCAACAGCUCUGCUGCUCUUUCAACAUCCGAAUUCAACAACCCAUGCGGUACCACUACCUGAGGAGGACGGCCGUUGGGUAAACCCGUGUGGUGGUGGGGCGCCCGUCUCUGGCUCACUCCCACCCCUACCCUCUCUCCCGCCCAUGCCACUCGGCAUAGACCUGACGUCACUCAAGUACGAGUCUCAGACAGCAGCAACUCUCACCGACAAAAUAACCUACAUAAUUAAGACACGGAUAGGCAGCACAGCCGCACAACUACUCCACACGAGUCCCUCUCUCACAGGAUUCCCGGGAACAGGUGCUUCCUUCAAACCUGGCAUUCUGAUUGAGGAUAUACUUUUCAAUGAAACCAAGCGUUUGUCACAAAUUGGGGUCUUCCUGGAACAAGCUCGCCUCGAUACAUAUGACUACACUCAGAAACUGGAGGGACUUGAAAACAAGUACGUGGAGAUGUUGUGUUUGAUGCAGGACAUGCUGGAAGGCCUCAACCAGGAAGUAGCUACUGAUGUGUCACGUGACAUCAUGCCGAGUGAAUACAGGGCUCUGAAGGAUAUUUCUGAAAUCGACAGGAGAAACUAUCUCAUCAUGCGAGACGCCAAACAGAUCUUUGUAGCAAUAGCAGAAAGGGCUGAUGCCUACUUGCAGGAACACCACUUGUAGCCACUACCUCCAUUGUCACCCUUCAGGUCCGACAUCCUCGCCAUUAACAGACGUAUUUGUUCUUGUUAGGGUUUAUAGUUCCACACGUCACCCUCAGGAAAGGCGUGAGUCAUCUUCAAUGUUUGUAUUUAUUCAUGUUAUUCUUGUAAACUUCAUUUUCCAUUGAAAAGGCCUUACAACCCAAACACAAUACUCGUCAUACUAUCAUAUCUUAUAGUCUCUGAAUCUCACUGACCUUGAUUCUUUGUUUUAAAGACACAUA